Molecule: messenger RNA, 1248 nt
Organism: Magnolia sinica
Lineage: Eukaryota; Viridiplantae; Streptophyta; Magnoliopsida; Magnoliales; Magnoliaceae
Product: cysteine-rich receptor-like protein kinase 10
Exons: 7
Coding region: 1-1248 (415 amino acids)
Biological process (GO): protein phosphorylation
Molecular function (GO): protein kinase activity; ATP binding
Source: RefSeq, a predicted model, not a curated record
AUGGUCUAUGGGAACCAAUCAAGGAUUAUAAUCAUCAUCGUUGUUGUAUCGGUUUUGGGAUUGGCCGCUCUCUUUGGUUCUUGCAUCUACUGCUACUUACAACGAAGAAAUGGAGGACUCAAAGAUAGAGAAGAAGAAAAUCAUGCACCACUGACUCAGAAUGGUUUCGAAUCUGUCAAUGAGAGUAUGCAAGGUGAUCAAACUCCAGAAGUACGGAUCAUUGACUUGGCUUCAAUACAAGCUGCUACGAAUGACUUCUCUGAUGAAAAUAAACUUGGAGAAGGAGGAUUUGGACCUGUAUAUAAGGGAAUGCUAUCUGAUGGAAAGGAAAUAGCAGUUAAAAGGCUUUCAAGGAGUUCAGGGCAAGGUCUCGAGGAAUUCAGGAAUGAAGUCACAUUGAUUGCUAAACUUCAACAUAGAAACCUUGUGAGCCUCUUGUAUUGGUGUGUUGAAAGUGGAGAGAAAUUGCUUAUCUAUGAAUACAUGCCUAACACCAGCCUUGAUGUCUUCAUCUUUGAUCCAAUCAAGCGUCGUCAAUUAGGCUGGGAAGGACUCGAUAAUAUCAUAGGUGGAAUUGUAAAGGGCCUUGUUUAUCUUCACGAAGACUCGAGACUCAGAAUCAUUCAUAGGGAUCUAAAAGCCAGUAAUGUGUUGUUGGACCAUGAGAUGAAAGCAAAGAUUUCCGACUUUGGCAUGGCUCGAUUUUUGGGUGGAGAUCAAAGUCAGGUCAAUACCAAUAGAGUUGUUGGAACACUUUAUAAUACUUCUAAUCCGUGCUUGAAUUUGGUCAUCACCAACAGUGGUUAUAUGGCGCCAGAGUAUGUAAGGGAAGGGUUAUUCUCUGUGAAAUCUGAUGUUUAUAGCUUUGGAGUUCUACUGUUAGAGAUCGUAAGCGGAAAAAAAAACAUCAGUCCACAUCUAGCUGAAGAUGCUCAGAGCCUCGCAUGGGAUUUGUGGCGCAACGGAAGAGCGACAGAGUUGAUUGAUCCUUUAUUAGCAGAUUGUCCCACCAAUAAAGUGUCCAGAUGGAUCCACAUCGGGUUGUUGUGUGUUCAACAAGAUGCGGCAGAUAGGCCCACCAUGUCUUCUGUCAUUGUCAUGCUUGGAAGCAAAUCUACAACAAUUCAGCAACCUAAACAGCCGGAAAUUUACUUUGGAGGGUUGUUGUUGAAUCAAAUAAAUUUUAAUGCAAGUGCUAGAGCCGGUUCUAACAAUGAUGUAACUAUUUCUGCUCUUGAACCCCGGUGA